Molecule: messenger RNA, 384 nt
Organism: Olea europaea var. sylvestris
Lineage: Eukaryota; Viridiplantae; Streptophyta; Magnoliopsida; Lamiales; Oleaceae
Exons: 2
Coding region: 1-384 (127 amino acids)
Source: RefSeq, a predicted model, not a curated record
AUGCAAGAUUGCAAUCCAACAGAAUAUAGCAAUAUUUUGGUGAGAGAUGAUGGAGCAAACAAGAUAAAUGCCGCUCUUUACAAACAGAUAGUGGGUAGUUUCAUGCAUAUAGCCUCAACAAGACCUAACAUCAUGCAUGAUGUUAUUUCAAUUAGUAAGUACAUGGAGAAUCCAAGAGCAAAGGAAAAUUUAUUUGGUUUUUCUGUUAGUGACUAUAUUGGACGCCUUGAAGAUAGAAAGAGUACGUUAGGAUUUUUUUUUAUGAUGAGUUUUGAAACUGUAUCUUGGUUAUCAAAGAAGCAACAGACUUUAUCAUCUAAGGAAGCUCAAUUUGUUGUAGUAGCUUAUCCUCUUGUUAAGCUAUUGGUUGAGAAGAUUGCUUGA